AUGCGAUCGCGAAGCGUCAGCGGCGUCAGCGUCAGCGACAGCGACAGCGAGAGCGGCAGCGGACGGUCGGGCUCGGGGUCGAGCCGCGAUCGCGGCAGAGCGCGACGACGGCACGACAGCAGCUCGGAGGACGAAUCGGACUCCGACGCCGGCGGCGGCGCGCGACGCGGCGGGAACGAGCGCGACGAGGACAAGGAGCGACGGAAGCGGGAGAAGAAGGAGAAGAAGAAGCUGAAGAAAGCGGAGAAGAAGGCGCGGAAGAAGGCGAAGAAGGCGGCGAAGCGAGACGCGAAGGAUGCGAAGCGACGAGCGAAGAAACGAUCCAGGAGAGACGACGACGGCGACGACGGCGGCGACGGCGACGGCGACGGCGACGGCGGCGGCGGCGGCGGCGGCGAGGUGAGACGUCACGACGACGCGCACGCGCGCGUGCGCGAUGUCCCGCCGCCGCCGCGCUUCCCCGACGCGCCCGAACCGACGACGAAGAAGCCGAAGGGCGGCCUCGAGACGCGAUCGAGGGAGAUGGUCGAGAGCGAAAAAGCCGACGCGGCUGCUUUAGCGGCGGCUGACGCGGCGGCGCGGAGAAAAGCCGAGGAAGACGCCGCAGCCGCGAAAGCCGCAUCAGACGCCGCGGAGGAGGAAGCGCGCGCGAAGCUCGCGGAGUCCGUGGACGCGACGCCGCCGGUGCCGGGGUUCGGCGCGGCGAUGACGCUGGAGCAGUACCGCGCCAUGGCGGCUCAAAAAACGUAUCUCCGCGGGACGAUACACGCGACGCCGCAGGAGGAUAAGGACGAGGAGAUGGACAAGGCGAAGAAAGGGUGGUGGGCGUGCCAGUCGUACAAGUGCACGAAGGGCGGGGGCGCGAACCACAUGAACCCAAAGUAUGCGGACAAGUGCACGCGGUGUAACGCGAUGAAGCCGUUGGGCGCGGGCGCCGGGACGUUUUCACACGGGAUGAGCGAGAAGGCGUACUUGGCGAACAGUUCGAAACGGUUAGGGAAGUAG
Molecule: messenger RNA, 1005 nt
Organism: Micromonas pusilla CCMP1545
Lineage: Eukaryota; Viridiplantae; Chlorophyta; Mamiellophyceae; Mamiellales; Mamiellaceae
Exons: 1
Coding region: 1-1005 (334 amino acids)
Source: RefSeq, a predicted model, not a curated record